UCCGCCCCUCAAAGACAGAGUGUGGUUGGUUUACUAAGGUUCCGCCCUCAUCUCGUACCGGACGCAGCUCGCCAUGUACCGCUCUCUGCGAAGCGUUCAGCGGUUCAGCUGCAGCACCGUGUCCCUGCAUAGACCCCUCACCAGGAUAAGGACCAGGUCUGUCGUUGGAGCGGCCGUCACCCCCUGCAGAAUGGCCAGUUCAGAGUAUAGGAUUGAGGCGGACACCUUUGGGGAGCUGAAAGUCCCGGUGGAUAAGUACUAUGGCGCCCAGACGGUCCGAUCCACCAUGAACUUCAAGAUAGGGGGUCCAUCUGAGAGGAUGCCCAUCCAGGUCAUCCAGGCCUUUGGGGUCCUGAAGAGAGCCGCAGCAGAGGUGAACAAGGACUACGGCCUGGACCCCAAGAUUGCUGAUGCCAUCAUCCUGGCUGCAGAUGAGGUAGCAUCAGGUAAACUGGACGAGCAUUUCCCCCUGGUGGUGUGGCAGACGGGCUCGGGCACUCAGAGCAACAUGAACGUCAACGAGGUGAUCAGCAACAGAGCCAUUGAGAUCCUCGGAGGGAAGCUGGGAAGCAAAGACCCCGUCCACCCCAAUGACCACGUGAACAAGAGCCAGAGCUCCAACGACACCUUCCCGACGGCCAUGCACAUCGCUGCGGCCACCGAGGUCCACACGGUGCUGCUGCCGGGCCUGCAGGCGCUCCACGACGCACUGGCCGCCAAGGCCGACGAGUUCAAAGACAUCAUCAAGAUCGGACGCACGCACACGCAGGACGCCGUGCCCCUCUCCCUCGGACAGGAGUUCAGCGGCUACGUGCAGCAGGUGAAGUACAGCAUGGCCCGGAUCAGGGCGGCCAUGCCCCGGGUGUACGAGCUGGCGGCGGGCGGCACAGCAGUCGGCACGGGGCUCAACACACGCAUCGGCUUCGCCGAGAAGGUGGCCGACACUGUGGCCUCCCUCACAGGCUUGCCCUUCAUUACGGCCCCCAACAAGUUUGAGGCGCUGGCGGCCCAUGACGCGCUGGUGGAGCUGAGCGGGGCGCUGAACACGGUGGCCGUCAGCAUGAUGAAGAUCGCCAACGACGUGCGCUUCCUGGGCUCUGGCCCGCGCUCCGGCCUGGGGGAGCUCAUCCUGCCGGAGAACGAGCCGGGCAGCAGCAUCAUGCCAGGCAAGGUGAACCCCACCCAGUGCGAGGCCAUGACCAUGGUGGCAGCCCAGGUGAUGGGGAACCACGUGGCCGUCACCAUCGGAGGCAGCAACGGACACUUUGAGCUGAACGUCUUCAAACCCAUGAUGAUCAAGAACGUGCUGAACUCGGCCCAGCUGCUGGGCCACGCCUCUGUCUCCUUCACCACCAAUUGUGUGGUGGGCAUCCAGGCCAACACGGCGCGCAUCAACCAGCUGAUGAACGACUCCCUCAUGCUGGUGACCGCCCUUAACCCUCACAUUGGUUAUGACAAAGCGGCCCAGAUAGCGAAGACGGCCCACAAGAAGGGCACCACGCUGAAGGCCAUGGCCGUGGAGCUGGGCUACGUCACCGAGGACCAGUUCGACCAGUGGGUGAGGCCCAGCGACAUGCUCGGCCCCAAAUAAACACCAGCACCGCCACCAGCACCGGCUCCCUGGAGAAACAAGAGCAUCUGUAGGGGAAUAGAAGUAUCCAGUGGCCCUGGGAAUGGGAGGUGGAGGUGGAGGGCAGAGCCAGGGAAGGAGGACACGGCCGGGGGGUUAAUGUGCUUCAAGGACCUUUUGCCAAUUCAACUCAUCCCAACCUUUACAAAGCUCCCUUGUGAUUCAUGAUGCUGACAUUAUGCUAUAGCCCAAGAAUAGGGCGACUUGUUCCAAUAUUACAGGAGGGAUACCUGACGGUGUGUAAAGGGGAGAUCCACACUACAGUUCAGGUCUGUCUGAGGGGUUCAGGACAGCUGGUGUCGGUUUCAUUGCGCAUUUUUGUGUAAAAUAAACAAUUGAAACAGA
Molecule: messenger RNA, 1975 nt
Organism: Gadus morhua (Atlantic cod)
Lineage: Eukaryota; Metazoa; Chordata; Actinopteri; Gadiformes; Gadidae
Gene: fh
Product: fumarate hydratase
Exons: 10
Coding region: 74-1591 (505 amino acids)
Biological process (GO): tricarboxylic acid cycle; fumarate metabolic process; malate metabolic process
Cellular component (GO): mitochondrion
Molecular function (GO): fumarate hydratase activity
Source: RefSeq, a predicted model, not a curated record